AGUGGAGGUCUGGAAAACAUUAGGAAAAGAACACCCUUCUCCUGCAUAUAAAACAGCAUAUAGUACUUUUAAAUACAUUUGUUUCAGUUGUGAGUCCCUUUCAGUCUUCUCACUAAUACAAUGGCAUCAGAGAAUGAUAGCGCAGUUCUUUGGACAAUCUUCAACCCUACAAGCCCUUUUGGAGACAUCCCUGGUUUAAUCCAAGAGGAAGACCUUGCAGAUGAUGACUGUUCAUUUGACCCUAAUCUGCUAAAGAAGGUGAAGAAUCUGGAGCUGCAGGGUGUUUCUGCUGCUGAGUCUGGAGAUUUGAAGACAGCCCUGAAUUAUUUUGACCAGGCCAUCCAGAUACUUCCCAUAAGAGCUUCAGCUUACAACAACCGUGCCCAGGCCAAACGUCUACAGGGAGAUACUGAUAGUGCAAUUGAGGACUUGGACCAGGCCAUUUUACUGAGCAAGGGCACAGGCCACACAGCCUGCCAGGCUCUUGUUCAGCGUGGCCUCUUGCUCAGACUGGCACACAGGGAUGAAGAUGCCAGGGCUGACUUUGAGCGGGCAGCGGCCUUGGGUAGCAAGUUUGCUAGACAGCAGGCUGUAAUUCUGAAUCCUUAUGCAGCUCUAUGCAACCACAUGCUUUCUGAAGUCAUCAACAACCUACACAAUCCAAAGGUGCCAGAGACACAGUAGAGAUGACGUGACAGACACUGCAAAGUACACAUUGUGUACAUUCAUGAAUGCUUUAGGCUACCCUGGAUUUAAAUGUAUGCAUAUCUUUGUAAUAGAUGUAAUAAAGAUCAUUUUGUUUAUCGGGA
Messenger RNA from Ictalurus furcatus (blue catfish), 809 nucleotides. It is a transcript of the gene ttc36, whose product is annotated as tetratricopeptide repeat domain 36. The record is from RefSeq and is a predicted model, not a curated record. Lineage: Eukaryota; Metazoa; Chordata; Actinopteri; Siluriformes; Ictaluridae. Gene Ontology annotation, biological process: cilium assembly. Gene Ontology annotation, molecular function: protein binding. Bases 121 to 684 code for a protein of 187 amino acids. The transcript has 3 exons.